GGAAGCGGCGGAGCGGGGCGGGGCGGCAGGUGCGGGGAUGCGGGCGGAGCGCGGGUAGCAGAAGCCCGCGUUCAGGGCGCCCCGUGCGGUGAGCGCGCGGCAUGUCGCAAGGGCCCCCAGCGGGCAGCGUCCUGCAGAGGAGUGUGGCAGCGCCUGGGAACCAGCCGCAGAGCCCCGAGGAUGAUGACAGGAAGGUUCGCAGGAGAGAGAAAAACCGGGUUGCUGCUCAGAGAAGCCGGAAGAAGCAGACCCAGAAAGCUGACAAGCUCCAUGAGGAGUAUGAGUGCCUGGAGCAGGAGAAUGCAGCGCUGCGCAGGGAGAUCUCGAAGCUGAAAGAGGAGCUGCGGCACCUGAGCGAGGCUCUCAAGGAGCACGAGAGGAUGUGCCCCCUGCUGCUCUGCCCUAUGAACUUUGUGCAGGUGCGACCAGACCCGGUGGCCAGCUGUCUGCCACGGUGACACCACAGCUCACUCCUCUUUCAUCCAGCUCGGAACCUUGGUUUGCACACCCAAGAGUUUCCCUACACACCUGUGUCCAGGAGUACCCGUGGCUGUGCCCCAGCUAGGCGCUCUGGGCCAGCCUGGGCUCGGCGUGUACUCCGGGGGCACCUGUCCACAAACCCUAGGGUGGUGGAUCCAGAAGGGGCUCCCCCACAGGAGCUGCCUGAAGGAGUCGCUCCUCACCCACCUUGGCAGCUAGCCAGUCCUGCCCUGAGGCAGGAUCUUUCCGUCUGGAAUUUGGAUAAUAAAGAUAGUUACCGAG
Mesocricetus auratus (golden hamster) is the source of this 762-nucleotide messenger RNA. It is a transcript of the gene Batf3, whose product is annotated as basic leucine zipper ATF-like transcription factor 3. Gene Ontology annotation, molecular function: DNA-binding transcription factor activity, RNA polymerase II-specific; RNA polymerase II cis-regulatory region sequence-specific DNA binding. Lineage: Eukaryota; Metazoa; Chordata; Mammalia; Rodentia; Cricetidae. Gene Ontology annotation, cellular component: nucleus. Bases 102 to 458 code for a protein of 118 amino acids. The record is from RefSeq and is a predicted model, not a curated record. Gene Ontology annotation, biological process: regulation of transcription by RNA polymerase II. The transcript has 3 exons.